AUGCAGUGUUUCUUCUACGCGGAUAAUGGCAUUUUCCUUCAGUGCACGAGAGGUGCGAUCCUUAUGGGUACUCAACAGUUGUCUCUACCAAUCGCCCCAUUAGAUGUCACCCUCUUUUCUAGGAUACAAAAUAAACAUACUCGGGACCUGCAAUCUUCUGUGGUUACUAAAGUGGAGAAACUGGAAUCUCUACCCCUACGAAAGGAAUGGAUGAACGACCUCGCUCAAGCCGUUGCGUUUCUAGAAUCGCUUAAUCUCGCCCAUGAUUUUGGUUGUACGGAAAAAUCGGAACGGAUUUUGAAGCUUGCAUGGGACCAUAUGGAAGAAUACUUAACAGCGAUGAACAGAACCAAGGUCGAGGUGGAAGUUCCGGUUUCCUUGGUCCUCGAACCAAACAAUUCGCCCUGGGUUUUUUAUACUACCUCACAAACUACGGUUCUGAGGUUUAUGGUGAUCGAUGUAUUACCAAAGAUCCUAAAAGAGCAUGGACGUAAAGUUGUGGAAUUACUGCAGAACAUGGAAUUUCCGAAGUUAGAUGGUGAUCCGUUAAUUGACGAGAUCAUCAGCAAAUGUUGGCACAACAAUUAUACCACGAUUGCGGAAUUGGCCGCAUACACAGAGACGCUCGGAAGAAACAACCGCAGAAAGACCGAAACCGAAAAAACAUCUCCGCUGCAAUGGCGUGCAGUUAUAGGCCGCAUUAUUCGUGGGUUAUGGAAACGUUUCAGAUCUUUGUGGGAUUUCGUGCUCUGUCGCUCUAGCCAAACAAACCUGAAGUAA
Nannizzia gypsea CBS 118893 is the source of this 780-nucleotide messenger RNA. RefSeq lists its product as hypothetical. The record is from RefSeq and is a predicted model, not a curated record. The transcript is spliced from 2 exons. Bases 1 to 780 code for a protein of 259 amino acids. Lineage: Eukaryota; Fungi; Ascomycota; Eurotiomycetes; Onygenales; Arthrodermataceae.